UCUUAUUAUGCUGAGCUUACCACCUUUCUACACUUUACAUGCAGAUACUAUGGAUAACCUUCACUUGAGUGUCGUAGCUGUGGUCCUAUACUGUCAUCUUCCUGGCUCAGUGGGGAGCAAGUCACAGCAGAUUCUUCUUGAUACACAUCACCAUUCAGACUGCCAGUGGGGUGAGGAGCUCUUACUGAACUGUUCUUUUACCGGAAUGUCUACUAUUCCAGAGGAUAUCUCACAAACAGCAGUAACAGCUGAUUUUAGCUACAAUAACAUUAAAACUUUCUUGUGCACCGGUGGAAUAAACAAAGAAUGGAUGCUGAAACACCUGAAUCUCAGUAACAAUCUGAUUUCUGAACUCUCCUUAACUACUUGUAGGAAUUUACCUGCUUUAGAAACAUUAAUCCUCGAUGGUAAUGCCAUCCACACCCUUACACUGGACAUACCUACCCCUGCACAUGGGUCAUAUGGAAAAGCUGAUCAUCUCCUGCCUGCUUUGAAAGUAUUGUCAAUGGAAAGAAAUAAUCUUAAUGCAGUUCCAAGAGGUAAGCAUUUUAAAACCUUAAAGAAACCUUGCUUCCAAGGGGUAAGUUGUUUUUGGAUAUGAUUCAGUAACAUCCUACUAAAUUCAGAAGGUGAUCAUCUCUAUUAGUUACAUGUAAAAUGAGGAAAAGUUCCACCCAUGUGC
Molecule: messenger RNA, 682 nt
Organism: Pezoporus flaviventris
Lineage: Eukaryota; Metazoa; Chordata; Aves; Psittaciformes; Psittacidae
Product: leucine-rich repeat-containing protein 66-like
Exons: 1
Coding region: 8-601 (197 amino acids)
Cellular component (GO): extracellular matrix
Molecular function (GO): protein binding
Source: RefSeq, a predicted model, not a curated record